Molecule: messenger RNA, 5795 nt
Organism: Myripristis murdjan (pinecone soldierfish)
Lineage: Eukaryota; Metazoa; Chordata; Actinopteri; Holocentriformes; Holocentridae
Gene: pik3c2g
Product: phosphatidylinositol-4-phosphate 3-kinase catalytic subunit type 2 gamma
Exons: 33
Coding region: 243-4427 (1394 amino acids)
Biological process (GO): phosphatidylinositol-mediated signaling; phosphatidylinositol-3-phosphate biosynthetic process; phosphatidylinositol 3-kinase/protein kinase B signal transduction
Cellular component (GO): plasma membrane; cytoplasm; phosphatidylinositol 3-kinase complex
Molecular function (GO): 1-phosphatidylinositol-3-kinase activity; phosphatidylinositol binding; 1-phosphatidylinositol-4-phosphate 3-kinase activity
Source: RefSeq, a predicted model, not a curated record
GACACAGAGAAAGGGGAGGGAAGACGGACGGGAACUCAGCCAAAGCGAGGAUACUAGUCUAACCCGCUCAGCAUGGCUCCAGUAAAACAUUCACCCUGUCGGCUCAGGACGGGACAUCAGCUGCCACAGCUCUGAUGUGUACUGCACGGAUCUGGACUAUAUCAUGCCAUAAAGGGAGAGUGCUUUCAGUGUGAAACGCUGCCAUCCAGGAGGAUUUGAACAUCUUUCCCCUCUAACAUGUAAUGGAUCCUUCUGAAAGACAGUGUGCGUCACUCCAGAGACAAGACUCUGUCUCUCUCCUACCCACGCCACUGUCAGGGCAACGCCAGGGAUAUACCUUGCAAGAUUUCCCUGAAGUCUUUCCAGAAGAUGACGAAAUGUAUUUGUCUGAGGGCAUUUCGGCUGUGGUUGUAUCCCCAGAUGAAGCCCAGCCCCAGGCCUCAGGAUAUCUGUGGGCUCAGGCGGGUCCAGGUCCUGGGGAUCCUAACUACCAGGGCGUAAACGGGCCUCCCCGUGUCCGUCCCAUCCCCAAGCCCAGAACCAGGCAUUCCUUUGCAGGUUUGCCAAGCAGACCAGAUGUUGUGCCCCCUCCUCCACCCCCCAGGGUUCGACCACCACUCAGUAACAUACAGAAGAGGUUCUCCUGUGGCAUAGAUGUGCCACCCAUCAAGCUGAAUCGCUCCAACACAGAAAUAGAUCAUCAUCAGGACACAUGGAACAUCCGAUUGAUAGACACUCCACAGGGCAGCACCAAAAGCCUGGCUUCUUUCUGCUCAGCAACGUCCAAACUGAUGUCCCGGUACAAGUAUACAGACAGCGUUCAUAACUCAGGCGUGGUGUGGGCUCGUGUGUUACCCAUCCAUCCUUCUCUGCUGCAGCAGGCUGAGGUGACUGUUACAGUGGCCACCGAAUGGGACGGCCACCAGCUUCCCUUCCCCACCACCUUGAACAGGACAGUAAAGAAUCUGAUUGAAGCAAUCUUCAGUCUGCUGGACCGUGACAUCAGCACGAGCGAUUUCUAUGUUCUAAAACUUUGUGACUCUGAUGAGUAUCUUCAAAAUGAAGAGCUCCUGGGCAUGCAUGAGAGUAUUCAGAUCUACCACAAGUUUAACCUAGUGGUGCCUCUCCGUCUGCUCCAUGUGAAAAUCCUCAAGCGUCAAUUGUCCAGGGAUCCAGAGGAUGACAAAGCCCCUUGCCAUCUCUACCAGCUCCUGGGCUCUGCCUGUGUCUUCAACAUCUCCAAGUUGAGCCUGCAGGACGUGCUUAGUAGCUACAACAAAGAAGCGAAAGAGCUAAUGAGAAGUAAGAGUGGGAUGAAUGUUAACGUGCUAGUGGACGUAGUUCGCACUGUCAGCAGUCUGCUGUGUGGGUUCUCAUCUCAAGAGCUGGAGGAUGCCAUUGGCAAGCUUAACAGAGUCAAUCCCAUUCCACUGAGUCAUGAUGAGAUGUCUGAGUGUGAAACUGCCAUGUACCUGCUCCACCACGCCCUGAUAAAAAUGCUGCAGAUCUUCUUUGACAACUUCCAGUCAGACUUCAGAGCUCAGGAGGUCUUGCACAGCCCUCAAACCUGCGAUGUUGAUAACAAUAGUGACAUCUUUCAAUUCACCAUCGCUGCUCUCUACAAACUGCCGCCCAGCUGGCUCAACAGUUUUGAGCACUUCUCCAUUUCCUGUGAGCUGACGCAUGGAGGGAAGAAGAUCUGUGAGACCGGUGUCUCUGAGAACAUCAGCACCGCCUUGUCGCUUGGCAACAAGAUCCAGUGUAACCGAAUGAUGGUGUUCCCUGUGCCAGUGAAUCAGCUGCCAUAUGAGUGUAUGUUGACAUUUCGCCUCCUGGGCUCUAAGCGCGGGAAGAGCUCUGAAUUGUUACGCUGGGCUGUGCUGCCUCUUUACAGCAACAGGACUCUGGUGAAUGGGACCGUGCUGCUCAGUAUGUCCAUGCUGGUCGAGCAGCCAGCUGCUCCCUCCCCUGCCCUGUUUGACAGCCACAAGCAAGCCACUGGAGUAAUACUGCAGCUGGAGUUCCCAAAUCAGCUUGAAUGGAAGUACCAGAGGCCUAUUGCGUUACCCGGAUCAGUCAUAUUCACUCCUCAUUGUGAGGAGGUGCAAAAGAAAAUGUUAGAUGUCUCUAAGAAGCACUGUCUCUGCUUUCUAUCAGAGAAUGAGAAGGCUUUCCUGUGGAGUAAGCGCCACUGCGGUGACAAGGCGAGCACCUUCCUCCAUCUGCUACUGGGUGGAGCCCCCCGGUGGCAGUCUGAGGACCUGACAGAGAUCUACACAAUCGUGGACCACUGGCCUAUCCAUCUACCAGAGGAGGCUCUCUUUCUGCUCAGUGACAAUUUUCCAGACCUCACUGUGCGGGAAGCAGCAGUACACUACUUUGAGCAGAUAUCAGAAGGAGCACUGGAGCAAUUUCUGCCACAGUUAGUCCAGGCUCUGAAGAGCGAGUGGGAGUUGGAUGGACCUCUGGUGACGCUGCUGUUGGACAGAUCCCUGAAGAGCAUCAGGAUCGCCCAGCAACUUUACUGGCUGCUGGUGGAUGCCCAGGAUGAUGCCCACUACCAGAGCUGGUUCAGUAAGGUGCAGGCUGCCCUGAGGCACUGCUGUGGCCGGGCACUGAGGCAAGAACUGGAGCAGGAAACUCGCCUGGUCACCUUGCUUAUGCAGGUGGCUGACAAAAUUCGCACAACAGACAAGGCCCGACGCAAGGAUGUGUUGAGGAGAGAAAAGUGGAAGAUUGAUAACUUCUUCAGAGAUGGGAUCAGCUGCUGUUUACCACUGGACCCUGCAGUCCAUGUAGUUGGAGUGGACGUGGAUGCCUGUAAAUUCUACAACUCCAACGCCGCUCCACUGGGUGUCUCGUUCAUCUGUUCUGACCCCUUGGCCAAGAACAAAAAUGUCAUCUGCAAGACAGGAGAUAACCUGCGACAGGACAUGCUGGUACUGCAGAUAGUCCGUGUGAUGGACAGAGUGUGGCUUGAGGAGGGAAUGGACAUGCGCAUGGUCACCUACAGAUGUCUCUCCACAGGCAGAGACCAGGGUCUUGUGGAAGUGGUGCCGGAGGCGGUGACCCUGGGGAAGAUCCAGCAGGAGUGGGGUCUGGGUGGGCCUCUUCGUGAGGACACCCUGGAGAAAUGGUUCCACAUGUGGAAUAAAACUGAGGAAGACUAUGAGAAGGCUGUGGUGAACUUCCUCCACUCGUGUGCGGGUUGGUGUGUGGCUACUUUCAUCCUAGGAAUCUGUGACCGCCACAACGACAACAUCAUGCUGAAGCACAGCGGACACAUGUUCCACAUUGACUUUGGCAAAAUUAUGGGAAAUGCACAGAAGUUUGCCAACAUUAAAAGGGACCGAACACCUUUUGUCUUCACAACAGAGAUGCAGCAUUUCAUCACAGGUGGGGGUAAGAACCCUCAGCGUUUUCACCGCUUUGUGGAGCUCUGCUGUGAUGCUUACAAUGUAAUCAGAGGGCGCACUGCAUUGAUACUGGGCAUGUUACAGCUGAUGCUUGGUGCAGGGAUGCCAGAGAUGAAGGACAUCCAAGACUUGCAGUAUGUCCAGAAAAACCUAAGACCUCAUGACUCAGACCUGGAGGCCACCUCCUACUUUACCAAGAAGAUCAAAGAGAGCAUGGAAUGUUUAGCAGUCAAGUUUAACUUCGUGACACACAUCAUUGCUCAGAGGAACAAACCAGGACCUCUGACCCAGGCUGCUAGCCCCGCCCCCAACAACAACAUCCAGGAAGCUGUCAUCCAGAGAUACACUGUCAAGGGCAAAGAUGUGACCUAUGAGCUGAGAGUGACCAUUGACGACGGCUAUCUGAAUAGUGAGAAAACAUUUGGGCAGUUUGAGCUGAUCCACAAGCAGCUGCAGAAACACUUCAUAGAGUCUACACUACCCCAAUUCCCUAGCUGGUAUAAGAUGUCAUUCACCCCAGGGAGGAAAAUGUCAUUGCUGAAUAAAUACCUCAAAGAGCUUUUUGAGGGACCAUGCAAGGGAAAUGAAUUUGUGUGCAGCUUGUUCCUGGAUGGUCCCCAAACUGCUGAAAACAGAAACAGGGCUACAAUAGACGGGCGCCCUCAGAUCCAGCUCCACAUCUCGUACUCGGACCAUAAGCUCUCGGUCUUGGUAAAACACCUGAAAAACAUAAGGCUGGCUAACGGCUCUACCCCUGAUGCUUAUGUGGUCACACGUCUGAGGCCGGACCCUUACAGUCGUUCCAAGAGGAAGACCAAGGUGGUCCGUAAUAAUGUCAACCCCACCUUCAAUGAACUGCUGGAGUACACUGAUGUCCCCACUUUGCAUGAAAAGGUGCUGGAAGUGACAGUGAAGAGCAAAAAGGCUUUUGUUGUUGCAACCAACGUUAGGCUGGAGGAAAAGGUGCUGGACAAGGAGCAGUGGUUUCCACUGGGGAACUCGCCGAUCUGAGCGCAGCAAGAUGCACUGUGUGCCGGCUGCCACUAGGGGGUGCAGCCAUACUGGAAGAAAAAAACCCUCCAUAGAGAUAUUUUUCAGACUGUAAACUAACAAAAUAUAUCUUCAUUUGGGCAUGGGAACUAUGGACUUAGUGUGAUUUAUCACAGAGAACUUAACCUCAUUCCAUAGCUUAAUACAUUAGCAAUGGAUGGGGUGAACUGAUGAUGUAAAAAACAGAGUCAAAGUAAGACUCAGAAGGAGACCAUUUACUGUGACUGUGGUUGUGAUUCUGCUCAUAACGCACUUUAUCUGUUCAUUCGUAUAUGUACAUCAAAUGAUGGGCAUAUGCUAAUUAAGCCUGGUAGGGAAUGUCAUGUUGUUAAUGGAUGAAGGAACAUAUUUUGAUAUUUGCACUUUGUACUGUAAUAGUAAAAAUGUUUGUUGUCUACAUCCACUUGGAGUCAACAUAGCCCUUGCUAGUGUGUGGUCAAGAUUUUAGAUGUGAUAGAUUAAGAUGGAGGUGGUGCAACGCUCAUCUUAAGCAGCCUGCUUGUUACCUACUCAGAUGGAGCGUUUCUGUCCCUUGAGCUGUGUCAAGUCGAUGUCCUUGACCGGUGGAUUUGGACGGGGGAGUGUGUGUGGGUGGGCGGGUGGUAGAAGGGAGUCAAGGAGAGUGUGUGAGCUGGAUGACAACUCUUCCUCUCUGGCCUGAGGAGCCAGGUUAGCACUCCCCCUUCACUCCAUCCCUUGUCUCAUCCAUCAAUACUAUUCUCAAACACAGACACACCCACCCAUUCCCUCCCCCCACUCACACAGGCACAUUCAGCUGAGGCAGGUCUUCAUGUAAUCUUAAUGCCAUCCUCCCCCUGACAGGGCUGCUGACCCAUACUCUGGUCUGACUCAUUCAUAGGAUUUAGUGAUGAACGAGGAUGGAAAUAGACUGCCCUGCACUGGAUUCAGUUCAAUAAUGUAUACCUCUGUGAAUGCUAUUUAUAUUAUGGAUUUAGGAAUCCAUGCUGGCUUACAAUCCUUUACAGUAUCAUAUCAUUGACAAUUAAUUCACCGCUGUAUCACUCAAGUCCAUCGUUUUAAUCAUCUAUGAUUAAUCGAAAAGCAAUACUUAUUUUGCAGUCAUCUCAUGAGAAUCGUAUCUUCCCCUAAUAAUAGCAUUAGCAUCAAUGAUUAAUUCUGUAAAAAGAAUCUACUGUCUUACUCAAGGGAUUUCUCCACUAUUCUUGUUGAUUUUAAAAGCAAGCAGAGAGCUGUUCUCCAUUAUACUGUCUUUCAGUCCCGCCUAAACCUUCUGGUCUUUUCCUCUGCAGCACACAGUGCAGGCAGUAGAAAUAUGGCACAUCUAUUUUCUGACAAUAAAACUGGUAU